AUGGCAGCCGCAGAUGUUCGCGACAUGCUCGACCUGCCUGCGGAUGGGCAACCCAGGCCGCUUAAGAAACAGAAGGUUGUUGAGAAGAGACCAGAGGGUAUUACUCGUGAACUUUUCGCGCUGCUCGGCGAGAAGGCCCCCCCAAUCUCCCUCACAGAAAACAAAUACAAAUUAAAGAAGUCCAAUCGGAGAGCGCUUCCAUGGCGAAUGACCGAUUUCAAAAAUGAUGCGCGUGGCGAUGGUCUCGUUCUUCGGCACUGGCAACAACGAACCGAUACCGCGAAUAGACCUCUGCAAGCUGCAGAUGGAACGGCCAUGGAUGUCGAUCAACAGAUGAAAGAUGGAUCACAGCAGAUGACUCAACAGCCUUACAUGUUUGCGAAGUACAACAUCAAAGCCCAGGUUCCUCGACGAUAUACCGAUGAACAAUAUCAGCGGCACUUACAAAGUGAUGAUUGGACGCGUGACGAGACAGAUUAUCUGAUGGAUUUAGUGGAAGAAUAUGACUUGAGAUGGGUGAUCAUUGCCGAUCGAUACGACUAUCAAUCUGAGGUCUCGGAAAAUAGCGAAGCGAACGCGACAGCGCUGGUUACGGCAAAUAGCGUCCGGACAAUGGAGCAGAUGAAGUCUCGUUAUUACACAGUUGCGGCGAACAUGCUCGCUCUUGAACAUCCUCCGUCGGAGAUGUCAGAAGCCGAAUUCGCCUUACACGAAAAGAUGAUGAAGUUCGACCCGGAGCGUGAAAGAGCCCGAAAGGAGCUGGCCGCGUUGCAACUUAAUCGCACUGCUGAUGAGGUCCGCGAAGAGGGCAUCCUUUUGGAGGAAUUGAAGCGUAUUGUCACAAACGAACAGGAUUUCAUAGCAGAGCGCAGGGAACUUUAUUCCAGACUCGAAGUUCCUUAUUCUGUCAGCAACACGACCAUGUACCAGUCAAGCCAAGGCUUGUCACAACUUCUAUCGACACUACUGCAAGCUGACAAGAGCAAGAAGCGGCGUUCAAUACUUGGUCCUGAUAACGUACCGAGUCCAGUCGGCCAAGCGCCUUCUCAGGCACUGCCAAAUGCUGCCCGCGACGCUCAGGCCGAUACACCUACCGCUGGUCCAUCAACGAAGAAGGGAUCAACGGCUGCUGCUGCUGCCGCCGCCGCCGCUGCCACAUCUCAGCCAACCGUCCGAACUCUCACCAAAGAAGAAGAAGAGAAAUACGGGGUCCAACAUCACGACCGGGUCGCCCCGGGCGUCCACUUCCGCAACGACAAAGCCACAAAACUCACACAAGCCAAAUCAAACAUUCAAACUCAAAAACUCGGCGCCGCUCUCACUGAGCUCGAUAUUCCUCUUCGCCUACUCAUGCCCACCGACAAAGUAUGCAAGGAAUUCGAAAAACUCAUUCACCAAGUAAACACCUUACUCGACGCACGCAAGGUAGCCGAGAAAGUCGAGAGCGAAAUUCGAGUCCUCGAAGCCGCCAGGGAGGAACGACAAAGGAAAGAACGAGAGGCGAAUCCAACAGCAGCAGGAGAGAAAGGAAAGGAAAUAAAACUCGAGUCAGUCGAAGAUCAACAACAACAACAACAACAACAACAAAAUGCACGACCUACUAGUAGUGCCGGAGAUGGGCAGAGGAAUGACGAUGACGAUAAUGAUGUUGGCGGUGCUGCUAGGGAGAAACAAGCAUCAGCGUCGCAUAAACGGUCAGCGAGUGUUUUGAGUGCUCGUAGUGAUAAGAGCUCUAAGAGGCAGCGGAAGUAA
Talaromyces atroroseus is the source of this 1752-nucleotide messenger RNA. RefSeq names its product SWR1-complex protein 4. The record is from RefSeq and is a predicted model, not a curated record. Gene Ontology annotation, molecular function: transcription corepressor activity. The transcript has 3 exons. Gene Ontology annotation, biological process: chromatin remodeling; negative regulation of transcription by RNA polymerase II; DNA repair. NCBI's taxonomy places the organism in Eukaryota, Fungi, Ascomycota, Eurotiomycetes, Eurotiales, Trichocomaceae. Bases 1 to 1752 code for a protein of 583 amino acids. Gene Ontology annotation, cellular component: Swr1 complex; NuA4 histone acetyltransferase complex.